CCUGACUCAAAGAGUGUUUGCCCCCUCUGGUGGCCCUAGUAGGGGCUGUGCCCCUGAAAGAGGCAGCAGAGGGGGCAGCUUCUGAUGCAGAAGGUAACAGAGCCUGGAGAGUUGAGUUAGAGGAGAUAAGAAGAUUAGGGUGCAGAUGAACAGCAAGCCUGAUUUAAGACUUCCUUUCUUAUUGGUAGCUGCACCAGGAAUAAAACUGAAGAGGACUUACAUCUGCUACUAGGGACAUACCAACACAACCUUUUCUCCAUAUGGGGCCACAUACUCAACUUCAUCCUGUGGGUAUGACCACCUAUUCUCCUCUUCCAUGGUACCUACCUCUCUUCCUCCUUCUCCUUGCUCUCCCUUGGAUCCAGGGAGCCUUGAAAGACUCUUCUCAGCUCUCCUGCUUCUAUAACUCAAGAGCCAACAUCUCUUGCACCUGGAGCCCAGACCCUGCCCUGAAGACUGAGCGAUGCCGUAUCUAUUCCAAGUCCAAGCUACGAACACAGAACCGAAGCUGUGAGCUUCUCUGCGUGCGGCCAACACUGUGUACCUGUGACUUAAUCUUAGGAGGAAUCAAUAGUCAGUCUCUGACUGUUGCUGAUGUCCUGGUCAUGACGGUGAGCUGCCUUAUUGGGGAAAAGAGGAUGGUGAUGGAAGAUGAAUUCAUACCCUUUCAGAACAUCCGACUGAUGGCCCCCAGUGACCUCUGCCUCAUCCAGCAAGAAGAACACACCUAUAAGGUGUCCUGGGAAGUACCUGUAUGUUCACACUACCUGAAUGGAAGCCUAAUGUUUGAGGCUAGAUAUCAGGUUCAAGGAAGCUCCUGGGAGAAAGCCACUGUGCUGCCCAUAAAGCAAGACCAGAGGUGGAUCUCCAUUGAAAACCUUGCUCCUGACACAACAUAUGAGUUCCAGGUCCGAGGCAAACCAAAAAAAGACGGGACUUUGGCAGUCUGGAGUCCCUGGAGCCAGUCCCUCAUCUUCCAGACAAAACCACAAGUGUCCACCUUCAAGAUGUUCCACUUAAUUAUGAGUCUAUGUGGCAUCGUUGGCAUCUUCCUUGUGAUUCUUCUGGUGCCCAAGCAGUACCCACAGAAAUGGCUGAAGAAGGUUCUAAAAUGUCACAUUCCUGACCCUUCCAAAUUCUUUUCCUCGUUGAGCACAGAGCAUGGAGGAGAUUUCCAGAAGUGGCUUUCCUCUCCUUUCCCCACUGCCUCCUUUACCACCAGCAUUUUGGCCCCAGAAAUCUCUCCACUGGAGGUGAUGCAGAAGGAAGAUCUAAACCUGGGUUUGUUGCUCUCCAAGGAGCUGGUUCCAGCCUAUAGGUCCUCAGACACCAGCGGUCAGUCCCUCUCCAGCUGCUUCACCAACCAGGGUUACUUUUUCUUCCACCUCCCUGAUGCUCUGGAGGUUGAGUCCUGCCAGGUGUAUUUCACCUAUGAGCCUUUCAGUGAGGAAGAAGAGAACAAAGAGGAAGGGGGGCAGGGCUCCCUGGUGCCCCAGCUACCCCCUGGAGGUCCUGAGGAUGACUCAUACUGCACAUUUCCCCCUGGAGAUGACAUGAUCCUCUUCUCCCCCAGGCUCUUACAGGGCCCUGGGAAUAACCUGGGACUCCAAAGUAUCUCCUUCUCAGGAAAAGAGGACAAGAAGGAAACUUCACCACCUGAAGAAGGCACAGCCACUGCCCCAUCCUGUGACCAACCCAGUUUCUCAAGAUUCCAGAAUUCCUUGGAUUCAAGACCUGAAUCAACCCAGGAUGAGGGCCUUCCCCUAGAUCCUGAGUCAGGACCUGCCUCUCCCUUUCCCUGGGAUAUUCCCCCUGUACCAGACCAGACUCAUGCUGUCUUAUCUUCCUACCCAAUUAUGAACACUGGUGCCUACCUCUCCCUGGGAGAACUUCAAAACCAUGGCCAUUCAGCCUGAGUAGACAGACUUCUCCAAGAGAGGAUAGGGAUAAGAGGCAGGGAAGAUCCCCAAGGCUCAAAAUAACUCCUCAACAAUGUAGCAAGAAAAGCUAUUUGUAAGCAAAAGGUUGAAUUUGGCUGCAGAGGACUGGGCUUCACAGCCUGCCUUUAUUCCUUACUACCUCCAUGACCUUGAAUAAGUCACUCUAACUUUGUGAGCAUCAGUUUUCUCAUUUGUAAAAUGAAGGCCAUACAAAACAAUAGCAAUCAUAGAUGAUUAAAAUACAUAAACAUGACUUAACCCCGAUUGCCUCACCAAAAAAAACCCCCAAAAC
This is a messenger RNA of Dromiciops gliroides (monito del monte), 2232 nucleotides long. It is a transcript of the gene IL2RB, whose product is annotated as interleukin 2 receptor subunit beta. Lineage: Eukaryota; Metazoa; Chordata; Mammalia; Microbiotheria; Microbiotheriidae. Gene Ontology annotation, biological process: immunoglobulin mediated immune response; cytokine-mediated signaling pathway. The transcript is spliced from 11 exons. Gene Ontology annotation, molecular function: protein binding; cytokine receptor activity. The record is from RefSeq and is a predicted model, not a curated record. Gene Ontology annotation, cellular component: membrane; external side of plasma membrane. Bases 261 to 1916 code for a protein of 551 amino acids.